CCCCGGGGGAGGGUCCGGGCGGGGCCGCCACCUUAAGGUCUCCGAGGAGUGCGUGGGCUGGGGUGCGGGGCAGAGGCCGGCGCGGGACCCGGGAGCUGGGAUCUAGAAACCCGAGCGGAGCGGAUCCGGGAGCUGAGCGGGAGCAUGGAGUCGUCUGGCCCGGUGCGGCCACUAUUGCUGCUGCUGCUGCUGCUGGCGGGCGCUGCGCGGGCCGCCCUCUACUUCCGGCCGGGCCAGACCUGCCACAGGCCGCUGCAGAGCUACCAGCUGUCGCAGCUGGGGCGCAGGACGUACCCCAGGCCGCAUGAGUACCUGUCCCCGUCGGAUCUGCCCAGUAGCUGGGACUGGCGCAACGUGAACGGUGUCAACUACGCCAGCGUCACCAGGAACCAGCACAUCCCCCAGUACUGUGGGUCCUGCUGGGCCCAUGGCAGCACCAGUGCCAUGGCAGAUCGCAUCAACAUCAAGAGGAAGGGCGCGUGGCCCUCCAUCUUGUUGUCAGUGCAGCAUGUUCUGGAUUGUGGCAACGCUGGCUCUUGCGAAGGGGGCAACGACCUGCCAGUGUGGGAAUAUGCCCACCGUCAUGGCAUCCCUGAUGAGACCUGCAACAACUACCAAGCCAAGGACCAAGAGUGCGACAAGUUCAACCUGUGUGGGACGUGCACCGAGUUCCACGAGUGCCACCCCAUCCAGAACUACACGCUGUGGAAGGUGGGUGACUACGGCUCCGUCUCUGGCCGGGAGAAGAUGAUGGCGGAGAUCUACGCCAACGGCCCCAUCAGCUGCGGUAUAAUGGCCACAGAGAAGAUGGCCAACUACACCGGGGGCAUCUACACGGAGUACUCCGAGAAGUCCUUCAUCAACCACAUCAUUUCCGUGGCCGGGUGGGGUGUGAGCAACGGCACGGAGUACUGGAUUGUCCGCAACUCCUGGGGAGAACCGUGGGGCGAGAGGGGCUGGAUGAGGAUAGUGACCAGCAAGUACAAGGGUGGCCAGGGCGCCAGCUACAACCUCGCCAUCGAGGAGUCCUGUACCUACGGAGACCCCAUCCUCUAGGGCGGCUGUGUGCGCAAGGGCAGUUGCUGGGAAGCGAUGCCGUGAGCCCUAAAGCAGUGGGGCAUCCUCUCGGGACGGGGCCAGGCUGGUGAGGAC
This is a messenger RNA of Ochotona princeps (American pika), 1152 nucleotides long. It is a transcript of the gene CTSZ, whose product is annotated as cathepsin Z. Lineage: Eukaryota; Metazoa; Chordata; Mammalia; Lagomorpha; Ochotonidae. Gene Ontology annotation, molecular function: cysteine-type endopeptidase activity. The coding region runs from base 145 to 1056 and encodes 303 amino acids. The transcript has 6 exons. Gene Ontology annotation, cellular component: lysosome. The record is from RefSeq and is a predicted model, not a curated record.